AGGGCCGAUGGAAUGCGAGGCAGUAGUUGUGGAUUCGAAUGCUGUGAAUAUAGCGCAUCCUUACAUCCAUACCGAAGGUCUCAGCGCAGCGCUCACGGAUACCUCGCCUUCGACCAGUAAUGGCUCGGAUGGCAUGCAUAAUGAUGAUUGUCGCGUUCGCAGCGCGUCGCCCUGCAACAUCCGCGCUGCUAACGGUGACGAUUCGGGCCAAGCUGCCGUCUCUAUGAUGCUGUCGGAACCUCGACAUGAUCCUUUACCACAGGAGGGGAGAAUGACGGACAUGCUCCCAGCCAGAACCCUGCCCUUCGCGCAGGCUCAAGACUCGUCGCGCGAUGUGUGCACCCUGGGAGCGUCGCCGCGCAAGCUCGCCAUACCCGCCUACUAUUGGUCGCUUAUGCAGAUCCUACAGAAACAGCUCCAGGCGGGCGUGUGCUGCCCUAAACGAGAUAUCGUCGCCCAGGAGCUGGAGCAGCGAGACUGCAACGUCUUCGCGCUAGCAGGAGUUACAUGCUGGGAGGAAUACGCCGCUGCAGCUGCGCAGGACCACGUUGUCCAGCUGGGCACAUGGGAUGGAUACGCGUGGAUCACGCUGGAUCCUGCGUGGUACGGCCGUGUGCCCCGAGCUGCUCGGUAGGUCGGUGUGACCGCCGGAGAGUGCGCCGCUUGCUUCACGGUUACUGAAGUAUGUGCAUUGCUUUUUUUCUGUCUCGCGCACUGGCUCGCGACGUUGUCAACAUUGCUAAUGACAAUUGCUGUCUGAUCGAUUCGAAGAACAUGACUAGUUAGUCUGAAUGUAAUAAACCUAUGGAUGUCCUGUCAUAGCUUUGCUUCUGUCGUCUCGGAACACGAUUUAUAAAUUCGCUCC
Molecule: messenger RNA, 865 nt
Organism: Postia placenta MAD-698-R-SB12
Lineage: Eukaryota; Fungi; Basidiomycota; Agaricomycetes; Polyporales; Adustoporiaceae
Exons: 1
Coding region: 8-634 (208 amino acids)
Source: RefSeq, a predicted model, not a curated record